Acanthosepion pharaonis is the source of this 1395-nucleotide messenger RNA. The record is from the annotation of a GenBank genome assembly. NCBI's taxonomy places the organism in Eukaryota, Metazoa, Mollusca, Cephalopoda, Sepiida, Sepiidae.
AUGGCACUAAUGUGGCUCUGGACAAUUCUGGUAUUGUUACUGGUUACAAAAGGUUCCUCAACCCAAUGUACAUCUGUACAAUGUGGGUGGAAAGCACAAUGUGUUAACUCUUCAUGUGUCUGUAAACUAUCUGGUUUCCACUUGCACAGCAACAAAAGAGACUGUGAGAACCAUACAUGCAUUAUUAAAAAUUGUCUGGAAUGCACUUCUGAAAAAAAAUGUUCCAGAUGUGUCAACUUUAUUGAUGAGGCUAGCCAUGAAUGUUUGGAUACAUGUACUGGUGUUUCAAGGAUUGUUGAAGAAGGCCCAAUUCAAGGGAAUCUGUGUAACUUGACCCCUUUGAAUGAAAGUUUAUGGAUUGGACUUGGGGCUGGUUCUGCUGCUGGCAUCUUCCUUUGUAUUGUGAUUCUUCUUAUUUUAUGGUCCUGUCAAACAAAGAAAAAAAUGGGCCAUAUUGAUUUUGUAGAAGAAACUUCAAAAAAUACAAAUUUGCCAAAUGAAAAGAUUAGAAAGAUUCCAGUUUUUGACAAUAAAGGAUAUGAAACUGAAGAUGUAAUUGUUGAAAAUAAUGUUAUCGAUGAACAUCUCUUCCUUUUUGAAUUGGAAAAUAUGCGUAUACAUAAAACUACACUGGAGGAGUUACUUAGUCAAGUACGAACUCGUUUAAGAGCAAUGGACUGUGAGGAUACCAGAGUACCUACCUACAAAGGUGUAAUCCAUCAGCUAUGCAGAGUACUUGGCUUACUGAACAAGGAGAAUACAUCUAAUCCUCCAUCUGAUGCUCUUGGUUUGCUUGAAUGGGCAAAACAAAUGCUAAAUGACUACUAUGAGCUGCAGCAGCAAGAUGUAUCUAGUGCACCAGAACUAACUCGCACACCUAUAUCCAGUGUGGAUGUUCAACCAAUUUAUGCUAUUCCCCAUGACAGCUGUCAUCUAAACAAUGUCAGCCAUAAUCCUCAUGGUAGUCUAAGAGGCAGUAGAGGAGGCAGUGCUAAGGUCUCUCCCAACAAGAUGAGCCUGAAUGGUGGCACUGCAGACAGUGGCUACUAUAGCAGUGUACCAGUACCCUACUAUAAAGGGAACAGACCAGGUAGCAAACCUCCUUUGCCACUAAAAAGAAGCCGGCAUAACAACAACAAUAACAAUAACAACAACAACAACAACAACAAUAAUAAUGGUUACUAUAAGAAAGAGAAACGUUCUAAUGGCUUCUACAGUUCUAAUGAUAUUUAUACUUGCACAAGUUCUUACAGUGAGAGGAGUGGCAAAUGUAUGUCCACUUUCAUAAGAGAUGAUAUUUCGAACGUCAGUGAAUGUUCGGAAAGAAGUUUCAGUUCUGCUCCUGAUGGACUUCCAUUUGAUAUGAAAGAUGCCACUGAACCCAUUGAAGUAUAA